AUGAGUCAAUCACUUUCUGUACCUCCGUAUUUUGACGAAAAUUAUGCUUACUGGAAGGUUAGAAUGCGUGCGUUUCUUAAGUCUCUAGAUGAGCAUGUUUGGGUGAGUGUGCAAAAUGGCUGGAAACCUCCCUCUACUACCAUAUCAGGAACUGUUAAUCUUACUGAUAUAUCAUUAUGGACUAAGGAUGAGAUAGCUGAGUGUAAUUGGAAUAGCAAGGGAUUUCAUGCCUUGUUUAUAGCCGUGUCUCCCGAAGAGUUUAGGAGAGUGUCAAUGUGCAAAACUGUUAAAGAGGUUUGGGACAUUCUUGAAACUACACAUGAGGGAACUAAAAUGGUAAAGAACUCGAAAUUACAAAUUCUAGCUUCUAGGUUUGAAGAAGUGAGGAUGAAGGAUGACGAAACCUUUGAUGAAUUUUAUGCAAAACUAGAUGAUAUUGUUAAUUCUAGUUUCAAUCUAGGCGAGAGAAUUUCCGAGUCUAAAAUUAAAGGAAAGUCCAUUGCUUUAAAAUCCAUCAAAGAGGAUGAAUCUUCUGAUACUGAGUCUCUUAGGGAUGAUGAAAUUGCAAAUUUUGUUAAGAAAUUUCAAAAGGUUCUCAAGAAUAAGAGAAAGCCUCAGGAUAGAAAAAGUGGAGCCCCUAGCAGAUUCUCAAAGGAAAAAACUGAAAGGUUCAACAAUAAAGGUAUAGGUCACUAUAGGAAUGAGUGUCCUAGUUAUAAGGAGAAUCAAAGAAAAGGGAAAGGUAAGGCCUUAGUUGUUUCACUUACAGAUAACGAAUCUAAGUCUAGUGAUAGGCAGGAAUCAUCUAGUAGUGAAGAUGAAGGGAACUAUAUGGCAUUUGUGUCGACUGUUAAGAGUGAAUCUGAUAAGGAGAGUGACAAGGUUGAGGAAGAACUUCACAACGAUAAUUCUAGUAAUGAGGAUGAGGAAGAUAUAGACAUACAAGAGGCCUAUCAACUCUUGUUCAAGGAGAGUCUUAAAAUCAAAAAGUUAGAAGACAAGGUUAAGACAUUGACUAGUGAAUUGGAGAAAUCUAAUGCUCAUCUUCAAACUUUCAUAAGUGGGACUAAGAAAUUGAAUGAUAUUUUAGGAAUGAAUAGGCCUGCGGGAGAUAGGAAAGGUCUAGGAUAUGUUGAGGAUAAUACACAUGUUGCUGGUCCAUCUAAGACUGUAUUUGUUUCUGUCUCUAAGAAGUCUAACGUUGUCAGCAAUCCAAAUAAGGGUAAGAAUGUUCCGAGGGAACAGAGUCAUCAAUCAGGUAGAAAUAUCAUGCCCAGAUACCCACAGACACGUACCUUUGAGCCUAGGUUCAUUCCCACCUGUCACCACUGUGAAGCUCUAUGA
Olea europaea var. sylvestris is the source of this 1344-nucleotide messenger RNA. RefSeq lists its product as uncharacterized. The coding region runs from base 1 to 1344 and encodes 447 amino acids. The record is from RefSeq and is a predicted model, not a curated record. The transcript has 4 exons. NCBI's taxonomy places the organism in Eukaryota, Viridiplantae, Streptophyta, Magnoliopsida, Lamiales, Oleaceae.